Molecule: messenger RNA, 2857 nt
Organism: Vespa mandarinia (Asian giant hornet)
Lineage: Eukaryota; Metazoa; Arthropoda; Insecta; Hymenoptera; Vespidae
Gene: Mmp2
Product: Matrix metalloproteinase 2
Biological process (GO): collagen catabolic process; proteolysis; extracellular matrix organization
Cellular component (GO): extracellular matrix
Molecular function (GO): metalloendopeptidase activity; zinc ion binding
Source: RefSeq, a predicted model, not a curated record
AAAAAAGAAAAAAAAAAGAAAAGGAGAAGAAAAAUAAAUAAUAAUAAUAAUAAAAAGAAGAGGAAGAAGAAGAGGAAGAAGAAAAAGAAGGAAGAAAGCUACUGUUCGACGUUCUUCCUGUUGUUCGAAGAUUUUUCAACUGGCAUUAUCAACCAAAAAUGAUGUUCCAGGUUGUGUUAGUGUUGUAUUUUACUGUGCUCGCCACCGGAGCGUCACCUUCGUCGUCCAUGAUAUACGCCGACGAUAAAGUGCAAAGUUAUCUCACGAAAUUCGGGUAUUUGCCAGAAAGCAAUCCAGAAACCGGUAAUCUAAGGACAGAAGAUCAACUUAGGGACGCCAUUAGAAAUUUACAAAGAUUCAGUGGUAUACCAGUUACCGGUGAGAUCGACGAUGCCACUCGUAAACUGAUGAAGGCACGACGUUGCGGUUUAUCGGAUCGACAGUAUCCACGAUAUUCAAGGACGAGACGCAAACGUUUCACGAUCCAUGGACAACGUUGGCCUUAUCGGAAUCUCACAUGGAGUUUGAGAACCAAUCAACCAAGCGGCCUGGAAACUGGCGGAGUUCGACUGGAAUUGAGCAAGGCACUUGACCUUUGGGCCAGAAAUUCGAAGCUUACAUUUCAGGAAGUUAACAGCGAUCGUGCUGACAUCUUAGUUUACUUUCAUCGUGGUUCUCAUGGCGAUGGAUAUCCAUUCGAUGGAAGGGGACAAAUCUUGGCUCAUGCAUUUUUCCCUGGCAAAGAUCGCGGCGGUGAUGCUCAUUUUGACGAGGAGGAAAUUUGGUAUCUUCAGGAUAGCAGCAAUGAGGAAGGGACUAGUCUGUUCGCCGUGGCUGCCCACGAGUUUGGUCAUUCUCUUGGUCUGGCACAUAGUUCUGUUCAAGGAGCUCUAAUGUAUCCUUGGUAUCAAGGAUUAAGUCCUAAUUAUGAGCUACCAGAGGACGACAGGCAUGGGAUUCAACAGAUGUAUGGUGCACCUGAAGAAAAAUUAUGGGGUAAUAUACCUGGUGGUGUGUUUCCACCAGAAAGACCAACACCUCCAACGACGACGACGACGACGACAACGACAUUAGCAACGACUUACAGACCCUGGAGAACACGACCGACGAGACCCAAUCACUAUCCGGACUAUGGUAGACCUAGAAGACCAGAUCGUUAUCCGUCGAAACCAGAUUACAGAACUGAGAGGCCGGACUAUCGACCCCAGAGACCUCACAAACCUCAUAGACAUCACACGACCACAUUGCCGGCAAUUACUACGACAACAGUUAGACCAACGAUUUCUCAAAGACCUAGGUUCAGGUGGACCCAAUCACCUAGGAAUGACGUACCAGAUAAAUGUGAUACCAGUUAUGACGCAAUUAGUAUCAUACGUAGAGAAGUGUUCAUAUUUAAGGGACGCUAUCUAUGGAGAAUCGGUGACAAAGGAUUGUACGAAGGAUAUCCGGCGGAGAUCACGAGGCUGUUCAAUCUACCAGAGGACAUUGAUCACGUAGAUGCAGUUUAUGAAAGGCCCGACAAGAAAAUAGUCUUUUUUAUUGGGAAAAAGUACUACGUCUUCAGUGCUAAUAAUCUUGAAUCAGGAUAUCCGAAACCGUUAACAAAUCUUGGACUUCCGGCUUCCUUAGAGAAAAUCGACGGGGCUAUGGUUUGGGGACACAAUAGUAGAACUUAUUUCUUUAGCGGUUCUAUGUAUUGGAGGUUCGAUGAAUGUGUAAAUUAUGUCGAGUUGGAUUAUCCAAGAGACAUAAGUAGCAAUUUCGGUGGCGUUGGUAACGACAUCGAUGCUGUAUUUCAAUGGAAAGAUGGCAAGACGUACUUCUUCAAAGGUAAAGGUUUCUGGUUGUUCGACGAUCUCAGAAUGAAAGUCGCUCACGAGAAACAGAAACUCUCGGCACCCUUUUGGAUGGGAUGUCCUCGUAAAUUAGAAACGAACGACGUUGAGAAUAAUAUUCCUAGGAAAGCUAAGAUCGUCAGUUCGUCAGCAGAUUCCAUUGUUUCAAGGCUCGGUGGUGCUAUUAUUUUCACUCUUAUAACUUUCGUCUUUGUACUUGCGUAGUAGGUAAGAUUCAAAUAAAAAGAAGAGAAAGAAGAAGAAGAUUGUACAAGAAAUAUUGUUACAUCUUCAAAAAAUAAUUAUACCAAAUAUAUACAAAAUUCUUUUUUGCAAAAUAUGAAAGCAAAAAAUAUAUGCAUAAUUUUCUCUAUGUUGAUAAGUCAACAUAAAUCGUACAUAUAUUUGAUAUAAUUAUACCAAAUACACAUACAUAUAUAUAUAUAUAUAUAUAUAUAUAUAUAUAUAAAUCAACAUAAAUAGUCGUCCAUCUUUGAUAUAAUUAUACCAAAUAUAUAUAUAUGAAUAUAAAUUUUUUUUAAAGGCAGGGGGAGUAAAAUAAAAUGCAUAAUUUUAUAUAUGUUGAUAGAUCAACAUAAAUAAUCGUCCAUCUUUUAUAUAAUUGUAACAAAUACACACACAUAUAUAUAUGUAUGUGUAUGUAUGUAUGUAUGUAUGAUGUAUGUAUGUAUGUAUGUAUAUGUAUGUGCUCUCUAUAAUAUAAUCUAAGUCUGAUGAAAAUCAAAAGUAUCAGAAAAUGAAUUUCCUUUUAUAAUUCGUGUCUUUACAAAUGCCAAUGAUUAUAUGAACAAAAAAAGAAAUAUACAAAAGAAAUAAUCAUGUAACUUUUAAUUAACGCAUUACAAUAUUGUUUCAAAUGCGUCGUUCGAAUAUUUUCGAAAGAAGUACUUACCCCUUACUCAAUCAAAUCUUACCCUGUUACAAAAGCAAAAGAAUACAGUUCUUUUCUUAAAUAAAUAAAGAAAUAAAGAAAAAAAACAAAUUAAAAAAUAAAAAAUAAA